Molecule: messenger RNA, 4191 nt
Organism: Taeniopygia guttata (zebra finch)
Lineage: Eukaryota; Metazoa; Chordata; Aves; Passeriformes; Estrildidae
Source: RefSeq, a predicted model, not a curated record
AUGGAGGAAACCAAGCUCUGCAGCAGUGACAAAGAGGAAACCUUCAAAAGAGAAUUACCAUACUGCAUAGGAGAAAUAGACUUCAUAGCUUCUGGGAAGAACCAUGGAAAGUUUAUGAAGGUCCAGAGUACCAUUCACCCUGGAAUUAUAUUUGAAGUUAUGCUCAACAAAUGGAAGCUACCUGCUCCCAAUUUGGUUAUCUCUUUAGUAGGGGGAGAAGAAGAUUUUCAGAUGAAGCCUUGGCUGCGGGACACCUUAAAGAAAGGACUUAUAAAGGCAGCUGAAAGCACAGGUGCCUGGAUUUUCACCAGUGCUUUGCGUGUAGGAGUGACAAGACACUUGGUGCAAGCAGUGCGAGAUCUUGCCCUGGCCAGCACCUCAUCCACCCUGAGCAUGAUUGCCAUCGGAAUAACCUCACUCGGGGAAAUCCAGCACAGAGAAAUCCUGGAAAACACAGAGAGUGAAAGCCUGGUCCACUACCAGUCAGAUGACAGCACCCAAGGCCCACUGUAUUCCCUGGAUCACAACCACUCCCAUUUCAUUUUGGUGGAGCACACCACACCAGAGGAGCUGGAUGGAACCACCAAGCUCCGCAUCACCUUGGAGAAGUACAUCUCAGAGCAGCGCACGGGAUACGGGGGAACGGGUAGCAUCGAGAUCCCUGUGCUUUGCUUACUGGUAAAUGGAGGACCAGGCACGCUUGAGAGAAUUUGCAGCGGGUUGGAAAAUUCUGCUCCCUGGCUUAUCUUAGCAGGGUCUGGAGGUACAGCUGACAUCUUAGCUGCAUUCAUCAAUGACCCACAGCUUAUCAUGCCAGAAGCUGUUGAAAAUCAAUUUAAGGAGAAAUUCCCUUCAAAGAGCUUCUCAUGGAAGGACAUUCUCCAGUGGACAGUUAUGAUUCAGAACAUUAUUUCACACCAGCACCUUCUAACUCUGCACAACUUUGAGCAAGACAGUUCCGAAGAAUUAGACACAGUAAUUUUAAAAGCCUUAGUAAAAGCCUGUAAAAGUCAGAGUCAGGAGGCUAAGGAAUAUCUGGAAGAACUGAAACUGGCAGUGGCCUGGAACAGGGUUGACAUUGCUAAAAGCGAAAUAUUCAAUGGUGACGUGGAGUGGAAGUCCUGUGACCUGGAGGAAGUGAUGAUGGAUGCUCUAGUCAACAACAAACCAGAAUUUGUAAAGUUAUUUAUUGACAAUGGGGCUAACAUAUAUGACUUCCUGACCUACAGUCGUCUGCAGAGACUCUACUGUUCCAUUUCUCAGAAAUGUCUCCUCUAUGAACUUCUCCUGAAGAAGCAUGAAGAAAGCAAACUGACCUUGGCAGGGCUCACUGGUCAGCAGCAAAGUGAGCAGAAGGAGAUCUGCCCUCUCUUCACUCUCAGUGAGGUCUCUAGAGUUCUCAAGGAUUUUCUCCAUGAUGCAUGCAAAGGUUUCUAUCAAGACCUCAGACAUGGAGGCAAGAAGAAAUCUGACAAAACGAACACAAAGCGACUACCUGGGCCCUUGGACAUGAACCAGAAAAGCGAAAAUCCUUGGAGGGAUUUGUUUGUAUGGGCAGUACUUCAAAACCGGCACAAGAUGGCAAACUACUUCUGGGCUAUGGGUCAGGAGGGUGUAGCUUCGGCUCUGGCAGCCUGCAAGAUCCUGAAAGAGAUGUCCCGCCUGGAGAUGGAGACCAAAGCAGCCUGUAUAAUGAAAGAGGCCAAGUAUGAGCAGCUCGCUGUUGAACUGUUUAGUGAAUGCUACCACGACAGUGAGGAGAGAGCAUUUGCUCUGUUGGUGAGGAAAAAUCAGUACUGGAGCAAAACCACGUGCCUUCAGCUGGCCACAGAAGCAGAUGCAAAGUCUUUCUUUGCACAUGAUGGUGUCCAGGCCUUCCUGACAAAAAUAUGGUGGGGAGACAUGUCUACAAGCACACAGAUCCUCAAGUUAAUUUGUGCAUUCUGGUGUCCUUUCCUAAUCUACACCAAUUUAAUAUCAUUCAGUGAGGAAAAACAAUCAAAGAAUGAGCCAGAGCCAUUUAGAGAGCUGGACAGUUUGGAUUCAGAGAGGACUCUGUUUUUCUCCAAGGAAGAUAGAGGUACUGACACAUUGGGAAAACAGAACCCUUCUGCAAACACAGCAUGGCCAGCAUUCGUGUUUACCCGGUGGAGAAAAUUCUGGAGUGCCCCUGUAACUGUGUUUAUGGGGAAUGUUAUAAUGUACUUUGCUUUUCUCUUUCUGUUUACUUAUGUCCUUUUACUAGACUUUAAACCACCUCCACCUCAGGGUCCAUCUGUUAAAGAAAUUGUACUCUACUUCUGGGUGUUCACCCUUGUCUUGGAAGAGAUCCGACAGAGCUUCUAUACAGAUGAAGACACAAAUUUAAUGAAAAAGUUUAAACUGUAUGUGGAAGAUAACUGGAAUAAAUGUGACAUGGUGACCAUCUUUCUCUUCAUAAUUGGGGUAAUCUGCAGGAUGCUGAAUUCAACUUUUCAAGCUGGCCGUACAAUACUCGCCAUUGACUUUAUGGUGUUUACACUUAGACUUAUCCAUAUUUUUGCAAUUCACAAACAACUUGGACCAAAGAUCAUAAUUGUGGAAAGGAUGAUGAAGGAUGUUUUCUUCUUUCUGUUUUUCUUGAGCGUGUGGCUCAUUGCCUACGGUGUGACAACUCAAGCUCUGCUACAUCCCAAUGACAGCCGAGUGGAAUGGAUAUUCAGAAGGGUUCUUUAUCGUCCCUACCUUCAGAUAUUUGGCCAGAUUCCACUGGAUGAAAUAGACACAUCACGACCAUACCCCAGGAACUGCACAUUUAACCCACUGCAGAUUCUGCAGGAGAACAUGCCAUCCUGCCCUAACAGCUACGCCAACUGGCUCGUCAUACUCCUGCUGGUCAUCUUCCUACUGGUCACAAAUGUCCUCCUCAUGAACCUCCUGAUUGCUAUGUUCAGUUACACUUUUCAAGUUGUCCAGGGCAAUACAGACAUCUUCUGGAAAGUGCAGCGCUACAACCUGAUUGUUGAAUACCAUGGUCGGCCUGCCUUAGCACCACCAUUUAUCAUUAUCAACCACGUUACUCUGGUUCUCAGAAGACUCUUCAACAAAAUGGAACAUAAGAAAAAACACCUGGAAAGAGAUCUUCCAUUGAGCCUCGAUCAAAAAAUCAUAACAUGGGAGCUGGUGCAAAAAGAACAUUAUCUUGUAAACCUUGAGCAAGAAAAGAAAGAAAGCAAUGAAGAAAGGCUAAAGGCCACAUCUAAUAAGGUGGAUAAUUUGUCUAAGUAUUUUAGUGGGUUGAAAGAACAAGAAAAACGAUUUAAAGUUCUGGAAGCCCAGAUUUGCUACUGUACAGCUGUUAUCUCCUCCAUGUCAGAGGCUUUAACCAAAACCAUCCUCUUGUGCACUCAACCAGCUCCAAACUAUACAUGUGUGAAGAGUUCCAACACAGAAGUGCCUUUACCACAAAGAAGUGAAAGAGAAGAUCGUGCAGAUCAGUUUGAGAGUGACCUCAAAUACAUUGAUAAUUAAAUUUUAAUCUAUUUUUUUCACAUUAAACCUUUUGUCCUACUGAACUACUGUAGAAUUAAAAUCCUAAUCUUUUGAAGGCCUAAGGGCAAUGAGCUGUCUAUGCUGAGCACUGCCAGUGCUUGACAUUCCAAAAGAUUUCUUAGUCUUUCUCCUUCGGUUUCCUGAGCUUUCUUUCCUGCUGUUCCCUUGGCACUCGAUCCUUUCUUCAAAACUAUUCCACAAACAGCAUUAAAGCUUUCUCCUCUAUGGUGGCUAUACCACUUUAUUUUCUAAAUACCAUUUGUUCUCCAGCUACCACACCCUCAAUUCACCAUCAUCACUGCCAAAUUCCACAGUUCUCUGUUCAAGGGAGUCUCCCUUUGGAAGACCAAUCAUUUACGCACUUAAAAACAAGUUCCUUCCUUGGCCAAGAAAUCAAGCUUGUACUCCUGAGAUGCUUAGAAAAGGAAAUCAAGAAAUAGUUUCCAAGGAAAGGGCCUGAAUAUUGAAACAUUACAAAACAUACAGUUCCUGGAAUUCCUACAACUCUCAAACAAUUACACUCACCAGCUUCUCUUCCCACACUGGCUCCUGUAAGGUGUUCCUUUGCUGGUAUUCCUUCUUAAGGGCUCCUCACUCAACCUCAGAGAGUGGAAUCACCUGGUUUUUGUUGAACAGCUGCUGCCAGUUCCCUGCUGAAAA